Molecule: messenger RNA, 522 nt
Organism: Prunus armeniaca (apricot)
Lineage: Eukaryota; Viridiplantae; Streptophyta; Magnoliopsida; Rosales; Rosaceae
Source: the annotation of a GenBank genome assembly
AUGUUGAGGCUUGCGGCGAAGAGACUUCUCCAAGGGGGGCGGCUAGGGUCACAUGAGGCUCAGUCACCGGCGGUCCUGAGCCUGCCACGUUUUUACCAUGAGAGGGUGGUGGACCACUACGACAACCCGCGCAACGUCGGAUCGUUCGACAAGCAUGAUCCUACGGUGGGCACGGGACUCGUCGGUGCGCCCGCUUGUGGCGAUGUGAUGAAGCUCCAGAUUAAGGUCGAUGACAGCACGGGAAAGAUUGUUGAUGCUUGCUUCAAGACCUUUGGCUGUGGAUCGGCCAUUGCCUCUUCUUCUGUCGCUACUGAAUGGGUAAAGGGGAAACAAAUGGAGGAAGUCUUGACUAUUAAGAACACAGAGAUUGCAAAACAUCUCUCUCUUCCUCCUGUUAAGCUUCACUGCAGCAUGCUCGCUGAGGAUGCUAUCAAGGCAGCUAUUAAAGAUUAUCAGGCCAAGCAAACCAAAUCAAAUGGCAGUACAGGGGCAACUCCUGUUGAGAAGGCUGCUAAUGCUUGA